Lutra lutra (Eurasian river otter) is the source of this 3178-nucleotide messenger RNA. RefSeq names its product chemerin chemokine-like receptor 1 (gene CMKLR1). Lineage: Eukaryota; Metazoa; Chordata; Mammalia; Carnivora; Mustelidae. Gene Ontology annotation, biological process: regulation of calcium-mediated signaling; phospholipase C-activating G protein-coupled receptor signaling pathway; inflammatory response. The record is from RefSeq and is a predicted model, not a curated record. The coding region runs from base 863 to 1963 and encodes 366 amino acids. Gene Ontology annotation, molecular function: G protein-coupled receptor activity; complement receptor activity. The transcript has 5 exons. Gene Ontology annotation, cellular component: plasma membrane.
UCUGGCAGCUCCUGAGACCCUUAUAGGGAGCGGCUGCCCUUCCCACAGCUGCCUGGGGCUCGCAUGUGCUCCUGGUUUGCGCUCAGAUGGUGGGCACAGCUCCUAGCUGGGCUCCGCCUGCCAGAGGGGUGGGUCAUCCCCAGUGGGCCUUGCCACUAGCCGCCCAAACACCACCCACAAUCCCGGUCCGGGCUGGCCUGCCCGCCAGCCUCCUCUGGAGGCCCCUACUCCACGCAGCUGGCUGCCCCCGCCCUCGGCCAGCCCAGUUUCCUGCCCCUCCCUCUCUCUCUCUCACUCUCUCUCGCUCUCUCCUCCCUCCAGCUGUUUCUCUGGCAGAGUUCUGUCCCAUUCAGGCUAGUGAGGAGCUCGGGACAGCACGCACGAGGUCUCCCGGAGAGGCUCCUGAGGGCUGAGGCUGUUUUGGGCUGGGCGGGGGGCGGGGGGGGGCAUCCUGUGGCCGAGAGAAAGAAGCUGGACCACACAGGUCCCCUACACGGCCUCCAGUGGCCUGAAGUUCAAGGGAGCCCUUGGGAAGACCUAGGCGGAGACCAACCACAAGAACAACCCUGUGAGGGAGGAGCUGCAUCCCUGCUAGUUUUCAGAUGAGGGAGUUGAAGCACAGAGAGGUAUGGUGACUUGCCCGAGGUCACACAGCUGGCACAUUCCAGGCUGGUCUUCAAGUUCCGUUGGUUUCUAGAAGUGUGGCUCUUUGCUUCGGUUUAGAAUCUGCUAGCUGGAUUCAGCCCAGCUUUCUCUUCACCCCGGGGACAGGGAUGCUGCUGGUUCUCCCAGGUGUUUCUAGCUGUGCCCAGGGACUGACUGGCUGAGGACCCCAUCGGAGAGCCUUGGACACGCUAACUAAAUGAGAAUGGGGGAUGAGGAUUACAACACUUCCCUUGCCUACGAUGACUACCCGGACGACUUUGACCCCAUCAUGGUCCUGGAGGAGUCUUCUCCCCUGGAAGGCACGACAGCCAGGAUCUUCCUGGUGGUGGUCUACAGCAUCAUCUGCUUCCUUGGGAUCCUGGGCAAUGGGCUGGUGAUCAUCAUUGCCACCUUCAAGAUGAAGAAGACGGUGAACACAGUCUGGUUCCUCAACCUGGCCGUGGCGGACUUCCUGUUCAACGUCUUCCUCCCGAUCCACAUCACCUACGCUGCCCUGGACUACCACUGGGUCUUCGGGACGGCCAUGUGCAAGAUCAGCAACUUCCUCCUCAUCCACAACAUGUACACCAGCGUCUUCCUGCUGACCGUCAUCAGCUUUGACCGCUGCAUCUCCGUGCUCCUCCCCGUCUGGUCCCAGAACCACCGCAGCGUGCGGCUGGCCUAUGUGGCCUGCAUGGUCAUCUGGGUCCUGGCUUUCUUUCUGAGCUCUCCCUCCCUGUUCUUCCGGGACACGGCCCAUGUGCACGGGAAGAUAACCUGCUUUAACAACUUCAGCCAGUCGGCGGCCGGCUCCGCCCCGUGGCCCACUCACUCCCGCCUGGACCCCGUGGGCUUCGGCCGACACACAGUGGUGACCGUCACCCGCUUCCUCUGUGGCUUCCUGGUCCCCGUGCUCAUCAUCACGGCCUGCUACUUCACCAUCGUCUGCAAGCUGCGGCGCAACCGGCUGGCCAAGACCAAGAAGCCCUUCAAGAUCAUCGUGACCAUCGUUACCACCUUCUUCCUCUGCUGGUGCCCCUACCACACCCUCCACCUGCUGGAGCUCCACCACGCCGCCGUGCCCGGCUCCGUCUUCAGCCUGGGUCUGCCCCUGGCCACUGCCAUUGCCAUUGCCAAUAGCUGCAUGAACCCCAUCCUGUAUGUCUUCAUGGGCCAGGACUUCAAGAAGUUCAAGGUGGCCUUCUUCUCCCGCCUGGUCAAUGCUCUGAGCGAGGACACGGGCCACUCCUCCUACCCCAGCCACAGGAGCUUUACCAAGAUGUCAUCAAUGAACGAGAGAGAGACCAGCAUGCUUUGAGGCACAUCUGGGAACCCCGAUGGACAGACCCUCUGGCCUUGGAGGCCUCAAACUCUGCCUUCUCGAGACCACGGCAGAAAACUCCCCAGGACACACCGACACCCCCUAUAGUUUCCACGGUGUUGACUGGCAUUUUGAGCUGGGAGUCCAGGGCUUGGAACUCCUUUGUUCGAGUGGCCUGAUGGACUGGGCAAGCCAUUUCCUCUCAACCUUGGACUCUUUCCAUGAGGAUCUGGGGUCUGGGGGAGGCAGGGAGGGAGAAGAGCUCAGGCCCUCAAAGGAGGCCGUCUGAAGAUACUCACCCUUGAACUUUCCAGGGUGAUGGUGCUUUGCGGGGCCGUAGCUGUUUGGGAGAUGGGAUGGUGCCAGCCCCUCGCCCCAGGUCCUGCUCGCACCUUGCCUUUGUUUCCUGGGGGCCGGGUCAUGGCAGGCAGCCUCAUCUGCAGUUUCCACCCCAUCCUGGGCAUGCCCUUCCUUCCCUGGUCCACCGACCCCGGCUGCCGGUGCUCAGAAUAAAGCACACCAGGGCAGGGGGCCAGGGAAGGAGGGCCUGUCCUCCUCCUCAGCGUCCUCUGAGCCUUGCCCAAGUCAGCUUCAGGAAACAAGCUGGGGGUGUCCUGCAGGUUGAAGAGCGGGUCCAAGGUCUCAGUCACGGAACUCAGCGGAGCCUGCAGCCUGGGUCCUUGUCCUGUGCUGCUGAGAGGCAGGCGGUGGGGCCCGCCCAGGAGCAGCCCUGUUGCCAUUUCUCAAUGAGGCCUGACACCUUCCCGUGCUACAGUGUCAUUAUCCCACUUAUAAGUGACAAAGCGGAUGUCCCAUUUGGGGGUGGGGGAGGGGAGUAACUCACAGUGACACGCAGCUAGCCGGAAGCCCAGUUAAGAGGUGAAGCCAACUCUGUCUGGCUCCAGAACCUCUGUUUUUUUUUAAUGGAGGGUGUAUCUAUUGAGAAUAUUCUAGACUCUCAUGAUAGCCUACAUUUACUUAGCAUGCCCUAUGCUAGACACUGUCCAUGUGUUAUCUCAUUUACUCCCCUCCGCCUCAGGCAGGCCUGAGUUAGGUAUGGUUAUUACUUCCUUUUGCAUAUGACAGAUAGCUGCAGCUCAGAGAGGUUAGGUAACUUGCCUAAGGGCGUCCAGUGGGUCUCUGCCAGAACCUGGAUUCGAAAACAGGUCUUUCUGGCUCAAAGAAGGCGGCAGAAUCAGGGUGUGGAGAGAG